GGAAGAACAUCUCAAAUAUUUUAACGAAUCGUACUGUAGGCACAGAUUAAUUAUCUUACUUUUAUUUUCACUGUUAAGUACCUGUUUCCUUCUUAAGGACAACAGCUAAAAGAAUUAUUUCACUACUUGUAUGUAUUAUGUAUUAUAGUCAUCUGUGAGGAUGAAAAGGGAGGCGUUCAUCUGUGUGAUUCUCGCAAUUAUUCUUAGUGCCAAUGGACAAGUUUGCCCACCUGGAUGGGUUGAUGGUCCUAUGGGCAAGAAGUGCUACCUUUUUGCUGAUAACCACCAAAGAAAUUGGUUUGAAGCUAAGUAUGUAUGUAAUUCUAUGCGAGCAGAGUUGUUAUCAAUUGAGGACUCUCUUGAAAUGGCAUGGAUUAAACAAGAACUGAGGAGAGUAAAAGCAAAGGUAACUGGUACUCCAGAAUGGUGGACCAGUCUACAAAAGAAUGGAACAGUUUGGAACUGGAGUAGUAAUAUUGUAUUAGAUGACACUGUUGUUCGCUGGGGUUCAGGUGAACCCAAUAAUUAUCAGAACAAGGAACAUUGCGCAGAAAUCUGUUGCCCACAUUUCUUAAAUGAUAUCAAUUGUGAAAAAAGGAUCAAUUAUAUUUGUGAACUUGAUAAAGAGACAAAUCCAUUGACUUGUGAUGCAGAUAAUGGAUGGGAGUACCACCAGGGAUCAUGUUAUAAAUUUGUCCAAAAAUUCAAGACGUGGAAUCAGUCAGCAUCAGACUGUAAAGAUUUAGACUCUAACCUGGCAGCUGUUGCAGAUACUGGUCCCCUACAUGCAGUUUCUACAAUAGCUAGCUUCCAACAGUACGAUUCCUGGGUUGGAAUUAUAAGGAAAUACAAGACAUACUUUUAUACAAAUUCUUCUGAAGCUAUUGGAAUUGAUAGUUAUAUACAGCCAAGUAAAACAACAGAUAAUUUUGACCCUGCUUGUUUGACUAUAAACAGUACAGUUAAGGAUGCAGCAAAAGGCCUGUAUCCUGAUAGCUGUACAACUCCUAAACCAUACAUCUGUCAAAAGCCUGAAGGAGUAUGUAAACCUGGAUAUCAACAGCAUCAGUCAAUGUGUUACUAUCUGUCGUACACAGAACAGAACAGAACUGGUGCUGAAACACUUUGUAAAGCCAUGAAAAUGUCAGUGGUGGACAUAACUAGUGCUAGUAAAUCAUCAUAUCUGGUCAGUUUGUUGAAGAAGAGAGGAGAUAUUGGUGAAAUAUGGAUAGGAUUAAAAAAACAGAGUACUAAUAACUGGUACUGGCCUAGCACAGGCGAAGUUCCAUCGUUGAAAUACUGGACAUACAUCUCUCCAAAUAGCAAUGAAACCUUGUAUGAUUGUGCUUACAUGAAUGUUGGAGAUAAUGGUAGAUGGAAUAGAAACUUCCCAUGUAAUAGAACACUUAGAGUUGUAUGUGAGGUACCUGCUACAACAAGUUUCACAACUACAACAGUGGCUCCACCUACUACUACUACAACUCCAGCAACAACAACAACAACUACAAAAACAACAAAUGCAGCUAUUACUGAGCCAGGUGUUUCAACUGCUGUACCAGAAGAAUCCUGUAGAUUGGAGUGGUGUGAAGACCUGUUUGAUCAAGCAAAAGAAUUUGAGAACCUAAGCCCUGCAAUGAUUCAAGCUGCCAAACGUUAUUCUGAAGCCCCACAUUGUAUCACAAUUAGAACAAGAGUGAAGUGUCUACAAGCGCAGCAUGAUCAGUGCAAGCAGCAUUUUAAUUACCAUACCCAGGUUGUUGGUCUGUCUCAGAUCAUGGACACAUUAGGAUGUUCAAACAGUACAUCUGCUGCUGUGUUUGAUCCUAAAACAAUGGUCCAAGAGUGUAGAACGGAUCAGAUGGGUAAGAUUUAUAGAGGAACUAUUAGUCAAACUAACACAGGUCGUACAUGCCAGGCUUGGUCAUUGCAAGUCCCUCAUAAGCAUGGCUAUAGUGAUCUACUAUCUGAUCAGAAGAACUUCUGUCGUAACGCAGAUGGUGAGCCAUAUGGUCCAUGGUGCUAUACAACUGAUGCAAACCAAAGAUGGGAAUAUUGUGAUAUACCAUAUUGCGCUGGAGCAGUUACACCAGCCAUCCCCACUACUGCUACAACAAUUGCAGUUACGACAACUGCUGCUAAGACAUGGAGUGAAAAAUGUGGGUUAUUUUGGGAAGAUUCACCUAUACCUGAUGUUUGUUAUCAUUUUGAUAAUCGGUUAUCAAGCUGGAUGGAAGCAAGAACAAAAUGUCAAAUGUUGGGUGGAAAGCUAGUUAGUAUCACAUCAACUCAUGAACAGCUUUACCUCGCUGGACGGUUGCUAAGUAGUAAUUUCAGAUCAAUGUGGAUAGGUGCUAAUUGUCGGGGAGCAGAUGAAGGCUGGAGAUGGUCUGAUGGUUCGCCAUUCUCCUUUCUACAUUGGAUGCAAGAUCAGCCUGAUGGUCUUGAUAAUGGUGAAGACUGUGUUUCUAUGGAUACUAAGUUAGGACAAUGGGAAGAUCAAGGAUGUGAUGUCAAACAAGGCUUUAUUUGUAGAAAGUCAGUUGCUGCACCAACCCUACCACCAAUUCCUCCAACAUCACCUGUAAUUGGAAAAGGCCAAACCUAUGGUUGUCCAGAUGGAUGGGUUAGUUAUAGAUCAAACUGCUAUUUGAUUUCUAGGAAAAAAACCACAUGGAAUGCUGCCAGAUCUAUUUGUAGGAAGAAUGGCUCUGAUUUAACUUCAAUUGCAGAAGAAGGAGAACAGGAUUUUAUUACAAGCCAAAUCCCUAAAACUCAUUGUUACAACAUCCAUUCCAAUGAUACUCAGUGUGAUAAAUGGAGAGAUCAAGGAGAAUGUCAGAAGAACCCAGUAUGGAUGGCAAGGUCGUGUCAUAAGAGCUGUAACUUGUGUAUUCGGGAUUGUAAAAAUAUCCAUUAUUCUGUGGAGUGUGACCACUGGGCUAGUGUUGGUGAAUGUUACAUUAACCCAUCUUAUAUGUUGCAGAAUUGUCCAUUGUCAUGUGGAAUUUGUGAUUCAGCUAUCUAUGGUGGAUUUUGGAUUGGAUUAAGUGAUACUGUAUUCCAAAUGAAUUUUAAAUGGUCAGAUGAUAGCACUGUCAAAUAUACAAAGUGGGCAAAAACUGAGCCCAGCAAUUGGAAUGGUGAGACACAGGAGGAUUGUGUUAUUAUGCUUCUGAAGAAUGGAAAAUGGAAUGAUGUUCCUUGUGACAUGGCCAAUGCAGGAUUUAUUUGUAAGAAGAGGAAGCAGGUUUUAAAUGAAGUUACACAGUCACCACUAGCUGUUGGUUGUGUCAAUAACACCAUUGGUUAUGAUGCUUACUGUUAUGGAAUCAAUGAUGAAAUGACAGAUUGGGCAACAGCAGAGAGUGUUUGUGCUCAAGUUCAAUAUGGACAUCUGGCAACAAUAAACAAUGUGUACACUCAGUUCUUUUUAGCUAGUCAGAUAGCUGGUAAAUCUGGACACUAUUGGAUUGGUCUAACCCAGGAUGUUAACUCUGGUGCCAUGGUUUCUUGGACUAGUGGUCUUCCAGUAUCAUAUACAGCUUGGGCAAGGAGUCAUACAGGGAGUAUUGAUGAAGAUGCUAUGUGUGUUGCCAUGACAGCAACCCAUCCUAUUGGAUUAUGGGAAACCAAAAACUGUACAUUAGAAAAGUCCUACAUUUGUGAAUAUCCUAGAGAAGGUUACACUACACCUACAACUACAACUACUACAGUAGCACCUGUAUUCUGUCCUCCAUCUUGGAUAGAGUUUAAUGGUUAUUGUUACAAGAGUAUUAACGAGAAUGGGGCAAAAAGAACUUGGAUGAAGAGCCGCGACUUCUGUCGAGAGAGAGGAGCAGAUUUAGUCAGUAUUCACAGUAGUGAAGAAAACAAUUUUCUGAGAAACAGAAUGAUUCGUUACCGUAACUAUGGUGACAUUUGGGUUGGUUUAAAUGAUAGAGAUUCAGAAAAUGGUUUUGAGUGGUCUGAUGGAUCCCCAGUGGACUUCAUGAUGUGGGCAACAAAUGAACCCAACAAUAAAUAUCAACAAGAAGAUUGUGCUACGAUUAAUAGAUAUGGCAGCGGAUGGAAUGAUGAUAAUUGCUACAAGGUUAAAUCAUUUGUUUGCAAAAUUCAGAAAGGGAUGCCAUUGAUAGAACCAAAUGACACAUACACUAAAGAAUAUUGUGAAAGUGAUUGGCUAUAUUUUGAUGGCUAUUGUUACUUCAUAAAACAAUAUGACUCGAAAAAUUUCAAAGAUGCAGCAGAAAUGUGUUAUGAUAAAAAAUCCAACUUACUCAGCAUCCAUUCUCAGCAUGAAAGUAAUUGGAUUUUAGAGCAAAUUUAUGGAAAGUCUGAUAUGUGGAUUGGUCUGAAUAAAUUGAAUCGUCAGUAUGAAGGCUACAGAUGGAAUGAUAAUUCCCCAGUGAACUAUGUAUCAUGGGGCUCAGGCAAACCAGGUUAUCCUUCUGUUAACAAGUGUGUCAAGAUACAGUCCAGUUCAGGUCGUUGGAUUGACUCUAACUGUAAAAGACUCAAAACAGGUUAUAUUUGCAAGAGAAAAAAUGACACAGAUAGUUUUACAACAACCCCAGCCUCUACUAUGCCUACAGUGAGAGGUGGAUGUUUGGGAGGAUUCAUCAGAUCUACGUUCAAUAGUAAAUGUUAUGGAUUUUUUAAAACAAAGAAAACUUGGAGCCAAGCAAAAGCAACUUGUGAAGCUUAUGGAAAGACAUAUGGUUUGGUCACUAUACAGAGUGAAUUAGAACAGAUGUUUAUAACCACUAUGCUGAUUAACAGCCUAGAGAUGGUCUGGAUAGGAAUGACAGAUGAACAUACCUACAGGAAGUAUUAUUGGGAUGAUGGUUCACAAGUUUCAUACACUAACUGGAACUCUAAGGAGCCUAAUGGGUAUAAUGAACAUUGUGUUGAUCUCUUUGUGAUAAAGGAGAAGUUUGGAGAAUGGAAUGAUGAAAGAUGCAGUUCAUCUUUGUAUUUCAUCUGUCAGGGGUUACAAAAUCCUAUAUUUCCUACAGAUACUUCUGAAUCUGAGUACUGUCCACCAGGAUAUGAAAAAUAUGAUCAAAUGUGUUAUAAAUUAUUUGAAGCAACUAAUGAUUGGAAUACUUCAUUGUCAAAUUGUCAAGAAGAUGGAGGUAGCUUAGCAUCCAUACGUAACCUUCCAGAGAAAAGUUUUGUUAGUUAUCUCACUUAUAACAAGUCAUCACUACCAUUUUGGAUCGGCCUCAACAAUAUGAAUUCUGAGGAUGGUAUAACUUAUCAAUGGAGUAAUGGUUGGCCUGUAAUCUACACUCAUUUGAAUUCAGAUUAUUUGCCGAGUAAACCUUGUAUAGCUGUUGGAGAAGAUUUUUGGACAGAUGAAGAUUGUGAUACCAAACUUCCAGCAUUGUGUCAGAUCAAUAAAAUAUCACCACCGAAAGCAGCAGAUCGGUCCACUUGCCCGCAAGGUGGUUAUGUAUUUGGGGACAAAUGCUAUUAUCCAAUUCUGCAUAAUCCUUUGACAUGGUUUAAAGCAAAGGAAGAAUGUGAUAACAAAGGAUUAACAUUGACCAGCAUACAAAGCCUAGAUCAAAUAGAUUAUUUGAUUAAUUUGAUCCAAAAAUUGGCUGGAAGCAGAUUGAAGGUUUGGAUAGGAUUGAACAAGCUGAAUAGAUACUCUUCAUCCUGGUCUUGGGUAGACUCAUCUUCAAAGGCAUUUGAAAACUGGAACAGUGGGGAGCCUUCAUCAUCAUGGCGUAGUAGUACACCAGAGGAAUGUGUGGAAAUGAGACCAGAUGGGACAUGGAAUGAUAUCAAUUGUCAUAAUUAUGAAAGACCAUUUAUUUGUAGUGGUGACACAGAUAGAGCAGUUACACCACCAAUCACCACUACAGCUACAACAAAAGCAGGAAACACUGUUGCCAUAGAAACAACUGAAACAACAAAUACAUAUAUACCAACAACUACAACACCAGCUGUAGCAAAACCAAGAGAUGAUGAAUUCAUUAGUCAAAAAAGAGUUUCAGGAGUAACCACAGGUUUAACAACAGGACAAAUAAUCGGAAUUCUGAUUGGUAUUUUGGGAUGUUUUGUAAUAGUGGCAGCCAUUUUAUUUAUCAUAAGAUUCAAUAGACAGAAUGACUCAUACAAACCUAAAACCCACAGUUUUGCAAAUGCCUUGUAUCUAAAAACAUCAGAAGAAAAUAAUGAAGAUGAUCCAAAUGCUAUGGGUUCUACUGUAAAAAUAUGUGGAGCAGAUCCUUUGUGAUUUUUAGAUUACUAAUAAAAUGUAUGAUGUAUGUCACUCUAUGUCAAUUAGGAUUAACAAAACUCCUGUCUGUUGACAAUAUUUAGCUUUUGGUGGCCUUAUAAUUAGUCUUUUUUGAGUUUCUGUACGGAGAUUUUUUUGUAAAAGAACAAAACCGAUAUAUUAGCUUAUUUCUUGAUCAUGUAAAAGAUGUAUCCAUGCAUAAAUAGUUAUACUAAUCAACAUUAUUCAUGUGAAGGGUAAACUUAUAAUUCACAACUGUAAAGUCAUCUAGAAAAAGUGUAUGCUUUGAUAUCAUGAAAAUGAAAACAGGUCAAGGUCAACUAAUUAAAGUAAAUCAUACAUAAUAAUUUACUGGUUUUAUUUUUUUGUUUAAAGAUCAUACCUGCUUCUUAUUCUGAAUUUUCUAUAAUCGGAAAAGAGUAAGGUACUCUGAAAUUCUAUUUUUGGAGUCAUUCAUGCAAUCAAAAGCUUGUGGGGUUUUUUUUUUUUUUAGGACUAUAUCGCUACUGUUCAGAAAUUAAAAAUAAAGCAAAGUGCAUUGAGCACAACAUUCUUUACAUCAAAAUUGGAGUUAACUAGUUUCCUUUGUUCAUAUAAUCAUAUAAUUAUGAACAAAGGAAGAAGGAAGCAUUCAAAUUAUUAAUAAAAUGAAAUGUAGAUUUUUUAGUUCCUACUGCAAAAUGAAUGCAAUAUUUACCCUUGAAUCCUCACAAGCACUUUGAUUUUCCAAUUUGAUGGUUUCAAGAAUAGAAUUGAGGACCAAUUUCUCUAUGCAUUAAAUUGGUAGUAAUCAUGAUCAAAUAUAAUGGAUUAGAACUGUCAGCUCAGUAGUUUGAAAUUUCAAUCAUGCUUAACAAAUUUUCAGCUUAUUUCUAAACAUGAGAUAUAAAUUGUUUUCAGUUUGUUUGUUUUUAUGCCCCCGCCGUAGCGGUGGGGGCAUUAAGUUUUACCCUUGUCCGUCUGUACGUACGUACAUACGUCUGUCCGUACGUCCCGAAAUUGGUUUCCGUUCUCUAACUUGAAUUUGCCUCAAACAAAUGUUAUGAAACUUAUACACAAUGCUUAUUACCACAAAACACAGAUCAAGUUUGAAUUUUGGUGGCGUCACUCUAACCGUUCUAGAGUUAUGCCCCUUUAUAAAUGGAAAAAUUGCAAAAUUUUUAUUUUCUUCUUAAUUUUGUUUUGUUUUGUUGGGUUUUUGUUGGUUUUGUAUUGGGGGGGGAUUUACUCUUCCAAUCGUCUUUUUAUAAUUUGUAAUUGGAAUAAUUCGGAGAUCACUGUUUGUACAACUAGACUAUGUCUUGUGUCUAUGAAAGUGUUAUUGACUGUUAUCAUAAGUGUAUUUUGUUUUCAGGUCAUAUACCACAGGUUCUUACUGUUCUUUAUGAAUUUAUUUCUGUUAUCAUAAGUGUAUUUUGUUUUCAGGUUAUAUACGACAGAGUCUUACAAUUCCUUAUGAAUUUAUGUCAAUGCUAUUAAAGGAUUAUUAUGUG
Messenger RNA from Mytilus californianus (California mussel), 7743 nucleotides. RefSeq names its product macrophage mannose receptor 1-like. Bases 161 to 6247 code for a protein of 2028 amino acids. The record is from RefSeq and is a predicted model, not a curated record. The transcript is spliced from 45 exons. NCBI's taxonomy places the organism in Eukaryota, Metazoa, Mollusca, Bivalvia, Mytilida, Mytilidae. Gene Ontology annotation, molecular function: signaling receptor activity.